AUGGUUGACAGGAAUUUGGGCCAAAAUUACUUGACUGGUAACCUGUGUUCAUCCAUCAGCAAUCUAUCUCACAUGCAAUACCUGAGUUUUGGCAUCCAUGCACUAUCAAGGACACUUCCAAAGGAACUUGGAAAUCUUACAGACUUAAUAUCAUUGUGGGCAUUCGACACUAAACUCACGGGCAGGAUACCCAACUUCAUAGGGAAUUGGUCAAAGCUUACUACCUUGAGGCUUGAAGGAAACUCUUUUAAAGGUCCAAUAUCCUUAAUGUUUGCCAAUUUGACUUCUCUGAUAGACUUGAGAAUAAGUGACUUGACUAAUGGGAGCUCUUCACUGGAAUUUAUAAAGGAUAUGACAUCUCUAAGUAUCUUGGUGCUAAGGAAUACUAGUAUUUCUAAUUCAAUUCCAUCCAAUAUAGGAGAAUACCUAAAGUUGUCACAGCUAUAA
Messenger RNA from Quercus robur (English oak), 447 nucleotides. RefSeq names its product probable LRR receptor-like serine/threonine-protein kinase At1g56140. Lineage: Eukaryota; Viridiplantae; Streptophyta; Magnoliopsida; Fagales; Fagaceae. Bases 1 to 447 code for a protein of 148 amino acids. Gene Ontology annotation, molecular function: protein binding. The record is from RefSeq and is a predicted model, not a curated record. The transcript is spliced from 7 exons.